AAAGGGAGAGAAGAGCAAAGGGGCUUUUCUCUGCUUUCUGUGUCAAGGUAGCUGAGUCCAGAAAGGAGAGCCGGGACUUGGCAGUGGAGGGGGUAAAGGGGGAGGCUGCCUAUCCCCAUCCUUGUGAGAAGCAGCCUCCUGCUGGUGGUGCCUUGGAGCCCAGGGGGCAGACUGAGCAGGCCCGUGUGUACCACAGCUUGGGCCCCACCAGCUGACAAAUGCAGAGCUGGGCUGGGGUGAGUGGUAGAAACUUACUGAGCCAGGCACUGAUGUCAUCCCAGCAUCUUAAUGGGGGUGGGGGUGGGGACCAACGUGCAGGGAACUUUAUACAAUGAGAAAGACUUCAAAAGAAGCAAGAAGGUGAUCAUGCGUUGUUUAACCACUCAGAUGUGAGAACCCUCUAUUUCACGAUUAUUCCAUCCACAGUUAUUCUUCUGCCUGUAACUAUCCUUGUUACGAAUUGUAAUGAAUCAGUCUUUCCCCUUGUCCACACACACAGAUGUAACCCUGGUCCCCAGAAACUGUAUCCUGCUCCAUCCCAGUCAUGCCAUAAGUUAUGGGCUAUUUGUCAGACACAAAUUGGGCAUGCUAGGAGCUCUUCCACAGGCAAAGGGACAGAGAUUCACAGUGACAGAGAGCCAGGAGGGCACAAGGGUAAGAUCCCUGGUUUUGCACCUCAGUCUCCUUCCUCAUGCGUCCAAAUGCCAGAGAACAUUUUAGGGGCAGUAGUACUCUGCAUUGGGAGGCAUCUUCUGUCACCCCUCCCUCAUUUCCUCCUUUUCUCUCUUUCCGAGGUUGGGUCUUGCUAUGUAGCCCAGGCUGGCCUGGAAGGGAGCGAUCCUGCCUGAAGUCUCCGAGUCAGGAAGUGGGCAGGUAAAUAGCAGACCCGGUGCAGCACGUGGAUCCGAAGGGCUCAGCGCGGGGUGUAGGCACGUGGUGCCACCGUUCCCGCUGAGGCUGCGGCUGGCCGGGCAGGCUCCAAGAUGGAGCCCCAAGUCCCCCCAAAAGCCUCGGGGGGCACCAGGAAAGGUUCUGGGAAGACCUGGGAGGGCUCAGAAGAGAUUAGGAAGGAUUCUAAAGAUAGCAGGGAAGUUAUUGACGACAUGACGAAAGACAAUGAAGAGAUCCUGAACAGCCCUGACCAGGUCAGGAAGGGGUCUCCUGAUGUCAAGAAGAAGAAGAAGAUAAAGAAGAAAAGAGUUAAACCGAAGGGGGAUCUUGACUCCAAGAAGUUGGAUUUCGUCGAGGACAGUUGGUGGAAGGGGUCUCUUAAGAACAAGAAUUUGGAUUUUGCCGAGUACAAUUGGGUCUUGGUCGAUAACAGGAGAGUUUCGGUAGACAGCAGGAAGAGUUCGGCCGAUAGCAAGAGGGGUUCGGCCGAUAGCAAGAGGGGUUCGGCCGAUAGCAAGAGGGGUUCGGCCGACAGCAAGAGGGGUUCGGCCGACAGCAAGAGGGGUUCGGUCGAUAGCAAGAGGGGUUCGGUCGAUAGCAAGAGGGGUUCGGUCGAUAGCAAGAGGGGUUCAGUCGAUAGCAAGAGGGGUUCAGUCGAUAGUAAGAACAGAUUUAGCCCCAAGAAGAUGGAUUUCAGUGAGGACAGAGAAAUAUCUCAACCCACCUUUCUCAGGGCGCAACAAAGCAAGGUGCCAUGGGCCCUGAUGAGAGCAUUGGGUCUUUUCAAGCUGUCCCUCCCAGAUAUCCGUCGGUAUUAUAAUCUGACCUCCCACGACCCCCUGGCCUUAGACAAGGAUCGUCAGCCACGUGAGAAGAGCCACAUGGCAACAGUGAAGAAGUUCUGGGGUAACCAGCAACCUCUCUCUAAGAUCCCGUAUAAGAUUCUGAUCGGGCAUGACCACAUCGUGAGUUCCUGCCACUUUUGUAUGAAUGACACAAGGUUCCUCAGUAGCUCCUACGACUGCUCCGUGAAGCUGUGGGAUGCUGAAGAUGGAACUGUGAUUUGGGACUUUGAGCCACGACCCAAAGCUCCUGUUUUAGAGUGCAGCAUCACGGCUGACAACAGAAGGAUAGUGGCGUCAUCCUAUGAUAAAACGGUGAGGGCUUGGGACGUUGAGACAGGUCAGCUUCUGUGGAAAGUCAGGCACGAUACCUUCGUAGUGUGCUGUAAAUUCUCUCCCAACGGGAAGUUCGUGCUGUCAGCCUUGGAUGUGGAUCGCGGGAUCUACCUAAUGGAUCCAGAAAACAUCACCACCGUGAUCCAUAUGAAAGAUCAUCACCAAAGGUCCAUCACUUCAUGCUGCUUUGACCCUGACAGCCAGAAGGUGGCUUCUGUCUCCAUGGACAGGUGUAUCAAGAUCUGGGACAUCACAUCCCGAACCACGCUGUUUACCAUUCCCAAGGCGCAUUACAAUGCCAUCUCAGACUGCUGUUUCACCUCCACUGGCCACUUCUUAUGUACCAGCUCCUGGGAUAAAAACAUAAAAAUCUGGAAUGUCCACACGGGGGAGUUUCGAAACCGCGGAGCCUGCGUGACUCUGAUGAAGGGCCACGAGGGCUGUGUGAGUUCCUGCUGCAUUGCCAGAGACAGCUCUUUUCUCAUUUCUGGUGGAUUUGACAAAACUGUGGCUAUUUGGGAUGUAGGAGGUGGCUACCGGAAGUUGGCAUUGAAGGGCCACGAGGACUGGGUGACGGAUGUUGCUAUUAGCAACAACAAGAAAUGGAUCCUCUCGGCUUCAAAGGAGCCGCCCGGGAAUAUGGCGCUCAGUCCUCUCUUCCAUCUGUCAAUCUGGGGAUGGCCAGGUGGAUCUGAUCUGUACCACGAGUGCUUGAGUUUUUGCUGGAGAAGCCUGACCCGUCAAUGGCACAGCAGACAGCCAGCCUUGCAGGGCAAGCACCAGCUCACAGCUAAGCAGCCACGCCCUCCCGAGGCCCCAGAUGGGUUUCUCCCCUUCCACAACAGUCAUCUGAGGACAUCCAUUCUAGUGGCACACAACUGUCCCUCACUCAGAGGCUGUGCCAGGACAGUUCCAUGAGACUAUGGAAUAUUGAAGAAAUUGACAAAAUUCCUUUGGUUUCUGAAAACAAAAAGGCCAUGGGAUUAAAAGUCAGGC
Molecule: messenger RNA, 3065 nt
Organism: Mus musculus (house mouse)
Lineage: Eukaryota; Metazoa; Chordata; Mammalia; Rodentia; Muridae
Gene: Wdr88
Product: WD repeat domain 88
Exons: 11
Coding region: 984-2987 (667 amino acids)
Source: RefSeq, a predicted model, not a curated record